This is a messenger RNA of Miniopterus natalensis, 3231 nucleotides long. The record is from RefSeq and is a predicted model, not a curated record. NCBI's taxonomy places the organism in Eukaryota, Metazoa, Chordata, Mammalia, Chiroptera, Miniopteridae.
AUGGAGGAUGGCCCCAGCUGCUCUGUGCUCCACCUUGCUUCCCUGCUGCUCCUCACCCAGCUACUCGCGUGGGGUUCUGCAGAGGAGUUCUUGGUCAUCGGUCCCUCAGACCCCAUUGUGGCCGUGCUGGGCGGGGACAUCACACUGCCCUGUCGUGUGGCCCCGGCUAUGAAUGUAGAGACCAUGGAGCUGCGCUGGUUCCGCUCCAAGUUCUCUGAAGCCGUGCUCAUCUAUGAGAACGGCUGGGAGCAGAAGGAAGAGCUGAUGGCACAGUACGCAGGGCGGACCUCGCUGGAGAAGGAACUCCUCAACCUGGGGCAGGCUGCUGUGCGCAUCCACAAGGUCCAGGCUUCUGAUGACGGGCUAUAUUCCUGCUUCUUCAGAAAGGGAGGCUUCUAUGAAGAGGCCAGUUUGGAGCUAAAGGUGGCAGGUGUGGGCUCUGCCCCUCAAGUGCGCAUCACAGGGCCAGAUGGGGAUGGGGUCCGCGUGGUGUGCACGGCCACAGGGUGGUUCCCGAAGCCCCAGGUGCUGUGGAGAGACCUCAGUGGAGAGAAGCUCCUGGCAUUCUCCGAGGCCCAUGCCCAAGACUCCGAAGGGCUGUUCAGCGUGGAGGCCGCUCUGGUGGUGAGAGACCGCUCUGCGGGCAAUGUGACCUGCUCUGUCCUCAACCCCAUCCUGGGCCAGGAGAAGGCCAUGGCCAUUUUCAUCCCAGAGCCCUUCUUCCCCCAGGCUUCUCCCUGGAAGCUGCCUUUCCUGGUGAGCCUGACUGUGCUGGGGCUCCUCCUCCUGGGGGCGACCUGUUACACCCAGAGAGAACAUUCCACAAAGCUGCAGCAGUUCAGAGAAAAGGAGAUUCUGUUUCAGGCUAAGGAGGAGGACAGGCAGACAAUGGAGGAGGCGCUGAAGGCCACAGGUGAACUCCAGGCAGAACUGGAAUGGAGGAAGAGCGUUUACCUGGCUGCCUGGAGGAAGGCCCAGCUGUAUGCAGAUUGGCGGCAGGAGAAGUUCCAGGCCUGGUCUGUCACUCUGGAUCCAGGUUCUGCCAAUUCCAGCCUUGUCAUCUCUCAUGAAAACACGAGAGUGACCUUGAAGGACGCCUCUGAGGAUUCAAGUGCCCUCAGCAGCGUGCUGGGCGUUGAGGGCAUCACAUCAGGGCGCUGUCACUGGGAGGUGGAGGUCCAGGAUGGAGACAAAUGCGAGUGGGUUCUGGGGGUCUGCAGGGAAGAUGUGAAAAGGACAGGCUGGUACAGAGAGUACCCAGAUAAGGGAUUCUGGGCUGUGGGGAAGUUUGAAAGUGGAUAUGUUGCCUGCAGUCUCCCUCAGACUUCUUUAUCUCCAAGGCAGCCUCCCCAGAGGGUGGGGGUGUUCCUGGACUACGACACAGGGGACAUCUCCUUCUACAACAUGACUGAUGGCUCCCACAUGUUCUCCUUCCCUCCUGCUUCUUUCUCUGGGACUCUCUUUCCAUACUUCAGGUUGAAGUCAGGAGUUGUGUCCUUGACCCUCUGCCCCAUGGCGGGUGGGCCCAAGGGGCUCCCUGGGCCCUUUGACAGUUCUCCUCUGGAGGAGCCUGUGAGCCCCCCAGGCUCUAGUGUAGAUGGGGCUGAAUCUCCACUUCUCCCCUGCGGCAUGGAGGCCGUGCCCCACCACUGUCCCUGACCCCUCCCUGAGGCUCUUUCUGCAGCUGCAGACUCCCUGUGGCAAAGCCUCUGAGGGAAUCCUUGAAUGCCGACUCUUACCCUCAUGCUCUACACGCAUACUCUGGGGUAUGAGGUUGUGAGAAGAGUCAGUUCCUGCCCCUGCUCAGGCAGCAAGUGACAGAAGUUGACUGAGCUGGUUGGGAUAGGCUGUAUUUUGAUAUGAGAAGUUGUUUUUCUUUUGGUAAUGAAAAGUAUUUCAUGGUCCCUUUAUACUGUUUGAAUAUGAAGGGGUUUAGGGGCUGAAUUAUUCUGCAGAAUUAAAUGGAGUUUCCUUUAUCCAACUUGAGUUUGUGCAGAAGAACCCAGAGGCUGAGGGUAGUCCCAGAUCUAUUUUGGGGGCUCUUUACUCUCUGACCGGAAAACUUGGCCAUCCAAAAAUUUCCAGGGAAAUGGAUGGCUGUGGACUUUAAGAGGAGAGGAGUCCAAUGUUCCAUUCUCUAUAUUUCCUGCUCUGGGAUGGAUGGAACAGUUGUUUUUCCAACCUCAGUAAGUUUCUGUUACUUGGGAAAACCUGUGCUGUGUUAAUUUAGGGAAUCAAGGAGAAGCACCUGGGCUCCCCAUUAGUGUGGCAGCACCAGGUGAAAAGGAGAGAGCUCUGCCAGGAUUAAGAUGCGAAUGAAGAAGAGAAGUUUUAGAAGCAGGAUGAAUAUCAGAAAGCUUUGACCGUGAGCAUGUCCCAUCAUCAGUGUUGUCGCCUCUUAGUGCUGCCAGGUCCAAUGGUAAAGUUAGUGGAAAACCACAGCAAAGAAAAGGAAGCAGGGCCAUGGAGGACUCAGACCUACAGGAUGAAGGUGCGUUCACUCUACGAGGCAGAGAGCUCUGACUUGCUGUGGUUCUCACUGAAGGUGGAAGACUCGGAGUGGGAAGUGGAAGAAAGAAGUCUGACCUGAGACCAAGGGCAGAAGCAAGGAGUGAAGGAAAAGCCUUGCAUGCUUUCUCUUCCUUGUUGUGUGUGUAUGUUUACUUGUAUAUAUUAACCGUUUUCUUCCUCGCUCUCCUUACCCUUUUGGUUUUAUGUAAGUUGUUGGGGGUUAUGUUUAGUAUAGUCUUUAGGUAACAGUGGGGAUGUGAAUUUCAGGAAAUUUGUACUAUAAAUAUAGCAGUGGUGAUUGAUACAAUGACUGGGACUUGCUGUCUGCUCAUUUUGGGGAAAGGGUGAGAAUUUCUUCACUUGUUAGUCUAGCUUUGUCUUGGUGCGUGCAAAUGCAUCGAGUUGUAUUUUUGUAUGAAAGUUCAAAUUUGGCAAAUGGUUCAUAUUGAAGUUGAGUAGCCUAGGGUGUGGUCUGUUCCCGUGAUCAAUUUAUUGCCUGUUGGUUCCAAAUCUAUCUCAUAUUUGCCCUGCUUUGUGAUAUGGAGCUUGACCCCCCCCCCUGAAGUUUCUGUGCCAUCUGGCACAAUGUUGUCAGCCUUUGCACUGCAGGGGGCGCUGUAGGACCUAGCAGAGGAAACGGGCUUAGUGCUGGCCCUUCUUGUUCUUCUUUAAUAUGUUUUUGUUGAUUUCAGAGAGAGGAAGGGAGAGGGAGAGAGAGAG